AGAAUCAUUAUUGAAAUGUCAUCGAAAUGGGUCACUGUCUUGCGGGAUAGGGCCAUGUAUCCCUUCGCAAAGCGGGCCCGUUUUCCACGUCUAGGAAAAGAGAAGGCAGAAACUGCGUCCAUCACCCGGUCACUCAUAAUGAAAUAUCGGCACCUAAUUCCGGUGUCAGCUAUUUGCAGCAGCUUCUUCUCCCAUCCAACCAAGUCUCUCUUCUUCACCUCUCGUUCUCUCCCUCAUUCCUUCGUCAACAACAAGUAUCCAUUGUCCAUUUUCUUCACUUCUUCUUCUUCUUCUUCUAUGGAGAAGCAAUUUGAGGACCUGCGCCUUCAGCUGGAAGAAUCUGGAAGCCUCCGGGAGCGGAUUCGGUCAGUUGCGAUGGACAUGGACUCAGCCAUCCGACUCAUGCACUCCAGCCUCCUCCUCGUCCAUCAGUCUCUUCCCGUUGCAGAGGUUUUGGAGAAGGUUAUGGUUCAGAUCGGAGUGCUCAAGGAGUUUUAUGGGCGGAUUGCUGAAAUUCUUCGGGAAUGCCCCGGACAGUAUUAUAGGUAUCAUGGGGAUUGGAGAAGUGAGACACAGACAGUGGUGUCGCUUCUUGCAUUUCUGCAUUGGUUAGAAACAGGGAAUCUUCUUAUGCAUACGGAAGCUGAGGAGAAACUUGGAUUGGAUGCUUCAGAAUUUGGUCUUGACAUUGAAGACUAUCUUAUUGGAUUAUGUUUCAUGUCCAAUGAAUUGCCAAGAUAUGUAGUGAACCGAGUGACAGCAGGGGACUAUGACUGUCCAAGAAAAGUGUUGAAGUUCCUAACAGAUCUCCAUGCUGCAUUCCGCAUGCUUAAUCUUCGAAAUGACUUUUUACGAAAGAAGUUUGAUGGCAUGAAAUAUGACUUGAGAAGAGUGGAAGAAGUAUACUACGAUGUUAAGAUCAGAGGCUUGUCAGACAGGGCUGAUUCGGUUGAGGACGACCAAACAACAAGCCACUGUGUUGAUGCAUAAACAGUCCUUUUUGUGCUACUACUGCCACUCUCAUUUGACCUUGUAUGUUUUAACCUAGAAUUUUGCUUUGAUGGAAAAUCAGAAAGCCAUUCAUGAAUACGUACUCGGAUGGAUGGGAGCAUCUGGAUUUGAUUUGAAAUUUUUUUUUCCUUCUGAAUUCUGAUAUGAAAGAAGUUAGUAUGAGGAGGAUGCCGACUCAGCUUAAGAGUCUCUCUGUUUGGUGGGUCAGUCGAUGCUCAUUUGUGAAAGACUGAGCUGAGUCUCUGUACAAGUCAACAGAAUUGAAUGAAUUGUUUUAGCUUGAGAGUGAAAGGGCAGCGUCACGACCCUGCCUUUCUUUCUCUGUUGAGGGAGUUUCUCAGUAUUUUCCAU
Messenger RNA from Magnolia sinica, 1362 nucleotides. RefSeq lists its product as uncharacterized. Gene Ontology annotation, biological process: RNA metabolic process. Gene Ontology annotation, molecular function: RNA binding; sequence-specific DNA binding; single-stranded DNA binding. Bases 16 to 990 code for a protein of 324 amino acids. Gene Ontology annotation, cellular component: cytoplasm; nucleus. NCBI's taxonomy places the organism in Eukaryota, Viridiplantae, Streptophyta, Magnoliopsida, Magnoliales, Magnoliaceae. The transcript is spliced from 6 exons. The record is from RefSeq and is a predicted model, not a curated record.